Tyto alba (common barn owl) is the source of this 2479-nucleotide messenger RNA. RefSeq names its product epoxide hydrolase 1 (gene EPHX1). NCBI's taxonomy places the organism in Eukaryota, Metazoa, Chordata, Aves, Strigiformes, Tytonidae. Bases 278 to 1681 code for a protein of 467 amino acids. Gene Ontology annotation, molecular function: epoxide hydrolase activity. The record is from RefSeq and is a predicted model, not a curated record. Gene Ontology annotation, biological process: epoxide metabolic process. The transcript has 9 exons.
AGCGCUGCGGGCAGGGCGCUGCCGGCGGCCGCGGGCGCCAACGCCCCUUCCCUGAGGGCGGUAAAGCCGCCGCGGCAGGCGGCCAGCCGGGCAGUGCCGCUGCCGCCCGGGUCGCGGCCCGGCGCUACCCGCUCCCGCCGCAGGAACUACAGCUCCCAGCGGGCUGCGGACAGAGGGGCCCGGCCGGCUCCGUGCCCCUCUCCCGGCGUGCUGGUGGGCGGCGUGGCGUGGCGCGGCGUGGACGGUGCCGGUCCCCGCUCCGACCGCGGCAGCCAUUAUGCUGCUUGAAGUAUUCCUGGUUCUGGGGACAGUCAUCAUUUACUUCUUACUUUCCAAGAAGAAAGAAGAGACAUUACCAUUCCAAGAAGGAUGGUGGGGCAAGGGACAAAAGCCUGAGGCUGAAGAAGAUACAACUAUUCGGCCAUUUAAGGUGGAAACUACAGAAGAAGAGCUGAGCGACUUAUUUAGGAGACUUGACCAGGCUCGAUUCACUGAGCCACUGGAGAACAGUUGCUUCCAUUAUGGGACUAACUCAGUGUAUCUCAGGAAGGUUGUCCGCUACUGGAAAAACCAGUUCAAUUGGAAGAAACAAGUUGAAGUCCUCAACAAGUACCCGCAAUUCAAAACUAGGAUUCAAGGCAUUGAUAUCCAUUUUGUUCACGUAAAGCCUCCUCGUUUGCCUGAAGGCCAGUCUGCAAAACCAUUAUUAAUGGUUCAUGGUUGGCCUGGCUCAUUUUACGAGUUUUACAAAAUUAUCCCUCUCCUGACGGAUCCUGCAAGCAACGGCCUCAGUGAUGAACACAUUUUUGAAGUCAUUUGCCCAUCUAUCCCUGGUUAUGGUUUCUCAGAAGCACCCCACAAAAAAGACUUUAAUUCUGUAAGUGCCGCUUCUAUUUUUUAUGAAUUGAUGCUCAGACUGGGAUUCAGCGAGUUCUACGCACAAGGUGGUGACUGGGGCUGGCUCAUCUGCACCAACCUGGCCCAGAUAGCUCCCAGCCAUAUGAAAGGUCUCCACUUAAAUCUGGCCUCGGUUACGAACGUGGGCUUCGUUCACCUGCUCUCCAUUCUGCUGGGCCGCUAUCUUCCAGGGCUCUUCGGUUUCCAGGAUGAAGAUGUGAGGCGGAUGUUUCCCUUCUUGAAAAAAGGGCUCUACAGGAUCCUGUUGGAGUCUGGCUAUGCUCACAUACAGGCUACAAAGCCCGAUACUGUUGGUAAAACAAGUUGUGGUUUGAACGACUCCCCUGUAGGACUGGCUGCAUACAUCUUGGAGAAGUUUUCUACAUGGACCGAUCUGGAAUUCCGCAAUUUAGAUGAUGGAGGACUAGAGAGGAAGUUUAACCUGGAUGACCUGCUCACCAAUAUCAUGAUUUACUGGGUGUCAGGUUGUAUCGUCUCCUCGAUGCGUUUCUACAAGGAAAAUUUGCAGAAGGGGAUAGGCACACAGAAACAUGAAAAGCUCACAGUACAAGUACCUACAGGCAUUGCCUCCUUCCCUAAUGAAGUCAUGCACACACCCCAGGCUUGGGCCCAGAAGAAAUACACCAACAUCGUUUCCUUCCAUUUCAUGCCUCGAGGUGGCCACUUUGCAGCUUUGGAAGAACCAGAACUUCUUGCUAAAGAUAUUCUGCAGUUUGUUGGGAAAGUAGAGAAAGAGCAACUUUGGAGAAAGAAAAGAGACUAACAAACAGCAGGAUAAUUGCUUAUAGCUUAGUACACGUACAGGCCUUACAAAGUCUACUGUAAUCCAUGUAAUUAGAUCUUACUCUUGACCAGAUGUGAGAGGGGACAGGAAGGAAAAUGCAGUAUAGCUCAAUGAGAUAGAUAGUGCUGUGGGGACCUACUGAUUUUGAGUUGCGGUUUUUUUUUGUUCAGCUAGGUUGAAGUAGCAUGAAGGUUACUUAAUUAUCUUCUCCCUCAAGCACAGACUUCUAAAAAUCUGUUCUGUAGUAUUCCAGACUCUUGCUCUGAAAUUGAAAAAUAGACCUUACAACCAAUAACAUAACAAUUAAACUUGGUAGUUUUGAAAGCCUUUUUUUCAUGGCAGCAAUAAAACUUGAGUUGGUGUAGGUGUGAGGUUCCUCACAUAAAGAACGGGGACCAGCCUUGCAAGACCUGACUUGCAUGAGUGCAUCAGUUAAUCAGCAUCAACCAUCUACAGCACCUUUAAACUAGCCAGCCGGCUACUGCCAGCUGCCUUCCUCCCAGCCUGGGCUGUUCAGCAGCUUCCAGGCCCUGAGGAAGCUCAGCUCCCCCACGCCAGGCUCCUGGGGCAGCAACAUGGGAAGAGCAGCUAAAACACACUGAGGAGGGACUGGGUGGGAGUAAUUACAGCCCAAGCUACCUCUGCACUGAAUUUGUACUCUUAACUGAAAGCGUAGCUCUGGCUAGGCUCGAGGCACAGUGGCUUUGCACUGCUUCUGCAGCGGACUGUAAAUACCUCCUACUAAAGAAUAAAAGAUUGAUUAAUUCAAAAUUAAAA